Molecule: messenger RNA, 3673 nt
Organism: Dromaius novaehollandiae (emu)
Lineage: Eukaryota; Metazoa; Chordata; Aves; Casuariiformes; Dromaiidae
Gene: FZD5
Product: frizzled class receptor 5
Exons: 1
Coding region: 87-1844 (585 amino acids)
Biological process (GO): canonical Wnt signaling pathway; non-canonical Wnt signaling pathway
Cellular component (GO): plasma membrane
Molecular function (GO): Wnt-protein binding; Wnt receptor activity
Source: RefSeq, a predicted model, not a curated record
GGCGGCGGCGCCGGUGCCGGCGGGCGGCGGCAGGUGUGCGGGCGCGGGGCGGGCGGCAUGCGGCCGUAGGGCGGGCGGGGGCUGCCAUGGGCGGCCCCGGCGGCGGCGCGGGGCUGCCGGUGCCGGCGCUGCUGCUGCUGCUGGGGCUGGGGCUGCCGCUGCUGCUGGGGCUGCCGGCGGCCGGGCGCGCCGGCUCCAAGGCGCCGGCCUGCCAGGAGAUCACGGUGCCCAUGUGCAAGGGCAUCGGCUACAACCUGACCUACAUGCCCAACCAGUUCAACCACGACACGCAGGACGAGGCCGGGCUGGAGGUGCACCAGUUCUGGCCGCUGGUGGAGAUCCAGUGCUCGCCGGACCUGCGCUUCUUCCUCUGCAGCAUGUACACCCCCAUCUGCCUGCCCGACUACGCCAAGCCGCUGCCGCCCUGCCGCUCCGUCUGCGAGCGGGCCAAGGCCGGCUGCUCGCCCAUCAUGCAGCAGUACGGCUUCGCCUGGCCCGAGCGCAUGAGCUGCGACCGCCUGCCCGUGCUGGGCGACUCGGAGGUGCUGUGCAUGGGCUACAACCGCACCGAGGCCACCACCUCACCGCCCGUCGCCGGGAAGCCCACGCGCCCCGCCAAGGACGCGGGUAAAAACCUGACGCCGCUGAGCGGGCAGCGCCCGUCGGGGCCGGACUGCGGCCGGGCGUGCAAGUGCAAGGCGCCCCUGGUGCCCAUCUCCAAGGAGUCGCACCCGCUCUACAACCGCAUCCGCACGGGGCAGGUGCCCAACUGCGCCAUCCCCUGCUACCAGCCCUACUUCACCCAGGACGAGAAGACCUUCGCCACCUUCUGGAUCGGCCUCUGGUCCAUCCUCUGUUUCCUCUCCACCUCUACCACCGUGGCCACCUUCCUCAUCGACAUGGAGCGCUUCAAGUACCCCGAGCGCCCCAUCAUCUUCCUCUCCGCGUGCUACCUCUUCGUCUCCGUGGGCUACAUCGUGCGGCUGGUGGCAGGGCAUGCCAGCGUGGCCUGCAACCCCGAGCACCACCACGUCCACUACGAGACCACAGGCCCCGCGCUCUGCACCGUGGUCUUCCUCCUCCUCUACUUCUUCGGCAUGGCCAGCUCCAUCUGGUGGGUCAUCCUCUCCCUCACCUGGUUCCUGGCUGCCGGCAUGAAGUGGGGCAACGAGGCCAUCGCCGGCUACGCGCAGUACUUCCACCUGGCCGCCUGGCUCAUCCCCAGCGCCAAGUCCAUCGCCGUGCUGGCCCUCAGCUCUGUGGACGGCGACCCGGUGGCCGGGGUUUGCUACGUGGGCAACCAGAGCCUGGAGAACCUGCGGGGCUUUGUGCUGGCGCCGUUGGUGGUUUAUCUCUUCACCGGCAGCCUCUUCCUGCUGGCCGGCUUCGUCUCGCUGUUUCGCAUCCGCAGCGUGAUCAAGCAGGGCGGCACCAAGACAGACAAGCUGGAGAAGCUGAUGAUCCGCAUCGGCAUCUUCACCGUGCUCUACACCGUGCCGGCCACCAUCGUCAUCGCCUGCUACAUCUACGAGCAGCACAACCGGGAGGCCUGGGAGCGGGCGCAGAACUGCUCCUGCCCGGGCGACCCCCACCGCCCCAAGCCCGACUACGCCAUCUUCAUGCUCAAGUACUUCAUGUGCCUCGUGGUGGGCAUCACCUCCGGCGUCUGGAUCUGGUCCGGCAAGACCCUGGAGUCCUGGAGGCGCUUCUCGGCCCGCUGCUGCCGGGGCAGGAAGCCGGCGGGCGCCUCCGUGUGCGGCGAGGCCAGCCCCGCGCUGGCCGGCAGGACGGCGCUGCCCAGCCUGGCCCCCUACCACAAGCAGGUCCCGUUGUCCCACGUGUGACGGGAGGGAGCCGCUGUCAGCCCCACCGCCGGGAGGGAGGCUCGGAGGGGCCCGCGCCGGGGAGGAGGAGGCGGCGGCGGGAGCGGAGCGGGGAGCGCCGGAGCCCCUUAGCCGGGCUGGGGGGAGCUAAACGAGCCCGGGCGCCGCGGGGGGAACGGCCCCGCCGGAGCGGCCCGGGGCUGCGGGAGAGGGGGCCGGGGGCGGCGGUGCUCCUGCCGCGGGCCCGGUUCCUCGCCGGCGUCGCCCCCGCGCUGCGCGCUCUGCGGUCGCCUGCCCGGGCGGCGCGGCGCUGGGGUCCGGGGCACGGCUUUGGCUCGCUGCCGCGCGGCGCGGGGCUGAGCGGGGCACAGCCGGCGUCACCGGGGUGGGGGGGCUGCUUCUGACCCGGGCAGCGCGUGUGCGUUUGGGGGCACUUCGGAAGCAGGCGGUGGCUUUUGCUGGGCAUCAGCCGGGUCUGUCAGCGGUCCGGCUUCAGCAGCCCUUGCUGUGUUUCCAAGAGGUGCCUCUGCGGGAGCGCGCUGGGUUUGAGAGCCGGCGGUGGCUUUAGGGAAACCCAGCAGAGCCCUCGUCCUCCCUGUGCCCCAGCUCCGGCAGCCCCUUUCGCUUCCCCGGGUUUGGCAGCAGCCGAGCGCGGGCAGAGCCGGCGCGUAACGCUGAGGCACGCUGACCGGUGACCGGCACGGUGACCGGUGACCGCCGGGUUGCAAAGCAGGACGCAGGGGGCCGGGGCCAAGGUCGCCGAGCAGCAGCUGGGGAGGGGGCUCGGCCGCGGGGACGCUGGCGGCUCAUGCGCGGCGGCUGCCCUCAGCCCUCUCCUGAAAGCACCCGAGGUCCUUUUCCCUCCCUCUCCCCCCCAAAACGGUGCUCACGUGCGUAACCUCCCAGAGCACGCUUACGUCCCUUUUGGCCCAUUUCAAGAGCGGCACCGUGACCCGGACGCUCGAGCGGCAGCAAGCAGCAGCCAGCUCCGCUGCCGGCAGGGCUGCGGGGAGCCGCGCUCGCUCCCGGCGCCCUCGGCCACCUCCAUUGUAAAGGCAAAGCCCGGGAAGCGAGGGGCUGCCCAGCGGGGGCUGCCCAGCCGUCGCGCGAGCGUCUCUGCGGCGUGACGGGCCGAGCCGCCGGCAGCGCAGGGACGUGGGUCCCUGCAAUAACUUCAGACGCACAUGUCCGCGCUCUCGCGCCACGGCUCGCUGCAGUGCUUCAUCCCGGGCAGAACUGCACCGCCGUCUGUUACAGACUGUACAUAGCUGUGUUAUGGCCUGUUUUGUACAUACGGGGCUGUAGUGACCUUCGAUACGGGUUUGGGGCAGGUGUGUGCUCAUCGGCGAGGCGGUGCAGGCGCGGAGACGCUGCGGGUAGUCUCGUGUUGUAAUCCAGGGCAUUAAAUGACUCCGAACUGCUCCAAUCCACGCCUCGCCGGACUCGUCUUUCUCUAGUGCCUUUUGUAGAUACAGCUAAACACACAUCCUGCAAUACAAUGAACAAAACCGCGUCAAAAGAUUUUAUUUUUUAAGUGUAACUGACUGUGUAAAGCUUUUAUUUUUUAUUUUAUUUUUUUUAAUCUAAGAUUAACUGUUGCCUAUUGAAAAAUGCGAGACCAUGUUCAGCUUUGAUCUAAUGGUAGGUUGAUACAAUCAGCUUGUACUCGAGCCUGGCUCCUGAGCACCGAGUUACAGCCGGUGGGGAAGGAGCUGUUGUUUGGUGUCCUGUGUACUGUGCACAAAUUACAUGUCAUUCUUUUGCCUCUUCGGUUCCUGAUGCUGUUCAACUUCGUUUAAAUAACUGUAUUAUAUUUUGUGAAAAGCUGAAGAAAUUUUAUUCAAAGAGAA